CUAUAUAAACCUCCUUUGUCUUUCCUCUUCGCCUAGCCCUCCAAGAGCUCACACAAGUCUUCUUUGCCUUUUCUUUCUGUUUAAUCAUGCUUCUUUGAUCUCUCUUCAUUAUUCUCUUUGUCGCACAUGCUUGUCUUUGCUUCUUCUUCUUCAUUCAUAGCUCAACUUUGUUGCUGAGUCUGACUCUUGAGACUACCCAGAUAUUAAAAUAGCUUUUUGUUUGGGGAUUGAAGAUGGAGAAACAAAGCUUUGUUGUGAAUGGUGGAAUCAAGUUGCCUAUUGGGUACAGGUUUUGUCCCACAGAUGAAGAGCUCGUUGUUCAUUACUUGAAGCGAAAGGUGUUUGGGAUGCCAUUGCCGGCUUCAGUUAUCCCCGAGCUUGAUGUUUUCCAGGCUGAUCCUUGGAGCUUGCCAGGUGAUGUGAAGGAGAAGAGGUAUUUCUUUAGCAAUAACAGAAGUAGAAAUGCCAAUGAGAGCAAAUGCAAAAUAGCUGAUGGUUCUGGUUACUGGAAAUCCAUUGGCAAAGACAAGCAAAUUAUGGGUUCUGGUAGUUAUAAACAAGCUGUUGGGUUGAGGAAAACUUUAGUUUUCCGCCAAGGCAAGUCUGCUAAUGAUCAUCAGACUAAAACUCGAUGGUUGAUGCAUGAAUAUCGCCUUUUAUGCCCUACAACAAACCUCAAUUCAACCCAGCUGAUAAGUGAUUGGAUUGUGUACCGCAUAUUUCAAAGGAAGAGAAAACCUAAGAAGCAUGAAAGCGUUUCUAAUCUCCCUAGCAGCCGCAACAAAAAUCAGACUAUUGGGAUAACUAGACCAAAUUGUAUUAAUUUUACUAUUGCAGAUCAAUCUGAUUUCUUAGGUCCUCCUAAACCAUGUUCAUCAAGUUCAAGUGACGUCACAGCUGAGAUAUGUUUAGAUCAAGAAGAAACCAGUGGUUACACGAGUUUCUCUUCUUAUUCUUGUGUCAGAAAGAGCUGAAAUUAACCAGAUUUAAUUUGAUAGAUCGACUUGUAUCAGGAUUUUCUGUAUUUUGUGCAACAAAUGAGAUGAAUGGGCAAAAAGAAUAGAGAAAAAGAAAAGGCAUGCAAAUAACUGUUUUAAGAAA
This is a messenger RNA of Pistacia vera, 1101 nucleotides long. Its product is annotated as NAC domain-containing protein 83-like. Gene Ontology annotation, biological process: regulation of DNA-templated transcription. Gene Ontology annotation, molecular function: DNA binding. The record is from RefSeq and is a predicted model, not a curated record. The transcript is spliced from 3 exons. The coding region runs from base 234 to 974 and encodes 246 amino acids. Lineage: Eukaryota; Viridiplantae; Streptophyta; Magnoliopsida; Sapindales; Anacardiaceae.